This is a messenger RNA of Raphanus sativus (radish), 767 nucleotides long. RefSeq names its product MLP-like protein 328. The transcript is spliced from 2 exons. The record is from RefSeq and is a predicted model, not a curated record. NCBI's taxonomy places the organism in Eukaryota, Viridiplantae, Streptophyta, Magnoliopsida, Brassicales, Brassicaceae. Gene Ontology annotation, biological process: defense response. Bases 156 to 611 code for a protein of 151 amino acids.
UUGAACAUUGUCGGUUGAAACAAGAAGAGCAGAACCCUAUCAAGUGAGUGAUCAAAGAAACGGUACCAUCACAUUCACUAUAUAUAAGUCAUAGCGGCGACACCAUCGAAGAAACCAAAAAGGAGAGACUAAGCAUAAAAACGAGAGCGAAAGAAAUGGCGACGUCGGGAACAUACGUGACGGAGGUUCCUUUAAAAGGGACGGCGGAGAAACAUUACAAGAGGUGGAAGAGCGAGAAUUUUCUCUUCCCUGAUGCCAUCGGCCACCACAUUCAAAAUGUUACCGUUCACGACGGCGAAUGGGACUCCCACGGCGGUAUCAAGAUUUGGAACUACACAUUGGAUGGAAAGCAGGAGGUAUUCAAGGAGAAGAGAGAGAUAGACGAUGAGAAUACAACAAUGACGGAUAGAGGACUUGAAGGUCACGUGAUGGAGCUGUUCAAGGUUUAUGACCUCAUCGGCCAAUUUAUUCCCAAGACUGAAGAUAGUUGCAUCUGUAUAAUCACUAUGGUUUGGGAGAAGCGCAACGAUGAAGUCCCCGAACCAAGCAGCUACAUGAAACUCCUCAAGAGCAUGGUUGUAGACAUGGAGGACCACGUUCUCAAAGCUUAAUCAACAUCAUCAUGAUCACCACUACCAUCAAAAUUAUCACUCUCUCGAUGUACUUUCAAGGUGUUCUCAAUAUAUAAUAAUGAAUAAGUGUGGUCUUUUACGGGGAGUUACAUCCCCUAGUCUAUAUUUGAGAAGUGAUUUGCCACAUGUUUUCUC